ACGCGCCGCGGUGUGUUGGAGUGCGCAUGCGCAGGAAGUAGUAUGAGCGCUGAGCGGAUGUUCGUCCGUCCUUUCUACCCCGAUCUGCCAUCAUGGUGUUCAAGCGCUUCGUAGAAAUUGGCCGCGUCGCCUACGUUGGCUUCGGACCUCACGAGGGAAAGUUGGUGGCGAUCGUAGAUGUCAUCGACCAAAAUAGGGCACUGGUGGAUGGUCCCUGCACUGGUGUGAAGAGGCAGUCAAUGCCAUUCAAGUGCAUGCAGCUCACCGACUACGUCAUCAAAAUCCCACACAGUGCUCGCCAGAAGUUUGUGAGGCGUGCCUGGGAGAAGGCUGAGGUCAACAAGAAAUGGUCCGAGAGCAGCUGGGCCAAGAAGAUCGAAGCCAGACAAAGGAGAGCCAAGAUGACCGACUUUGACCGCUUCAAGGUCAUGAAGGCCAAGAAAAUGAGGAACAAGAUCAUCAAGCAGGAGGUUAAGAAGCUCCAGAAAGCUGCUUCAGCAGCUGCUGCAAAAAAGGCCUGAAUGCUCUUUAAUAAAUCUGUUUGACUUGUUCA
This is a messenger RNA of Astyanax mexicanus (Mexican tetra), 553 nucleotides long. RefSeq names its product ribosomal protein L14 (gene rpl14). Gene Ontology annotation, molecular function: RNA binding; structural constituent of ribosome. The record is from RefSeq and is a predicted model, not a curated record. Lineage: Eukaryota; Metazoa; Chordata; Actinopteri; Characiformes; Acestrorhamphidae. The coding region runs from base 93 to 521 and encodes 142 amino acids. Gene Ontology annotation, cellular component: ribosome; cytosolic large ribosomal subunit. The transcript is spliced from 6 exons. Gene Ontology annotation, biological process: ribosomal large subunit biogenesis; translation.